AUGUCGCAGCGGAACCUCAUCAUCACAGCCCUCCUCGUUUCGAGCGCCUCGGCCAUCCUCGCCACCACCGCCAUGCUCGUCCACAAUCGACAGCGGCCCGAGCCCCUGCCGUCCUUGCUGCACAUGAGACCGCCACGAGAGAACCCCUGGCAGACGAGGCACCUGCCGCUUUAUUUCGAGUGCGAAUCGAGCGCGUGCCGCGCUACGGCCGAAGACCUGAGGAAGAACGUCGCCUGGUCCUUGGACCCGUGCGCCGAUUUCUACGAGUACGUGUGCUCCAGCGACCGCGCCAAGACUAACGUGUACGACAACGCCGUGUCGCACUACCUGCGCGAAGUGCGCGAAGUAAUUCGAAAGUACCAGAGUCUCGGCUUUUUCUCGAGGACCGCCGUGUCGAAGAAGGUGACACGUUUCUUCGCAACUUGCCAGUCCAGUUGGAUCGACCUGCCUUCCUGGAGGUCCCAGCUAGAGGACGUGUGGAUGUACCUGGAACUAUCUGGAGACCUGGCGGCCGUCGAAGGCAUGUUGGCCACGUUCUCGAGAGUCCUACAAACCUUCCCCGUCGUUCACGUUGGUGUGCUCGGGGCGUCACGCAAAACUUGCGUCGUCCUGUCCAGACCGGACGGGAACGGAGCUGACCGCAUCUUCCGCGUGCCCCACGCGUUUUCGAGGUACUUCCGAAGUUUCGCGGCGGACCUUCUCGGGCACAAAGGACAGAUAAGCGACGACGCCAGCGACCUCAUCAACUCUGCUGUCAUUAUGGAGUCGGAACUACAGAAGUACGCGGGACCACUUGGUGAGCAAUACCGCCACCUGCAGGAAUACGGGGACACUCCAGUCUCGGGGAUCGGUAACGGUAGUGCAGCCUUCGACUGGACGUCGUACCUGCGAAACCUCCUGACUGGGGCUGUUACCGUGAAGCCGGAGUCCUGCGUUGUUCUGAAGUCGCCGGCAUACGUGAGGCACCUAGUGAAAGUAUUCGCCAAAGUUACGAAGAAUGAUGUGCGCUCGUUCCUCAAACUAAGGGCUGCCAUGGCAUUGAUGCCAUUCCGUAAGCUGGCGGAGAACCCCGAGAAGGAAGACGUCGAGCAGCUUUGCACAUUGGCGACGUACAAACUAUACCGGUACGCCUUCUUAAAGGAGUUCAACGAAACGCAGCUUCUUCAAGUAUUCGUGAGCGCCGGCGAGAAAGAGGUCGUCGUCAAGAUGUCGUACAGGAAUAUCAUCGUGGAGGCCUUGCCUACAUCCAAGGGUAAGGCCAAGGUAGACGAGGCCAUGAAGAAGGCAAAGGCGAAAUACUUCCAGAUCAUGAAGGACGUCGACGGCUACUACGCCGCUGAUGCUACAAACCCCGGGAAAGAAAUCGUCCGCGGCUAUGUCCACGGCCUAGCAUCCAUGACACUGUCUUGGCUGCGUAUCGUGGUCACUUCCGGAGGCCAGAUUCAGGACAAUCAGCUUAACGUGCGCUGGGGAUUCGACCCGGACACGAACAAUCUUAUCGUUCCGGUCUCGAUAGGCCGGAUGAAGUUGAAGGGUGACAGAGAGUUCUUCCUGGAGUCCACGAGUCUGGGAGGCGCUAUGGUGCGAUUCCUCUACAAGGCAUUCCACGAGAGAGCGCUGUUCUCAUCGUCCGGCGGCUCGAGUGACAAGGACCGCAAGAACGAAACAGCGAUCUCUUGCCUCGAAAAACAGUACAGUUCAAAGACAAUGAACAAGACGAAGGUCAAAGGGCGUCGCGUCCUAAGGGCGGUGGCUGCCGACAACGCGGUCGUGCCGGUGUUGCACAGGGCCUUCAAGACCUCGCUGUACAUCCACAAGAUCGAGGUGAUCAACUACAAGAGGCUGGAGAUGUCACUGGCCAACCUUCCCGACGUGGACGCCGAUCAGCUGUUCUUCCUGAUGUACGGUCAGACCCUCUGCGAACCACACGAGGACACCGCCAAGGUUUUAGCAGAAGCGCCGUGGCCUCCGGCAAGGAUCAGGCUUAACACAGCACUGGCCAACUACCCCGAAUUCGCCAAAGCGUUCAAAUGCAGGAACAAAACCGCCAUGAACCCUAAAAAGCGCUGCUCCGUUUUUGACUUCGACUGA
Rhipicephalus sanguineus (brown dog tick) is the source of this 2091-nucleotide messenger RNA. RefSeq names its product neprilysin-1. The coding region runs from base 1 to 2091 and encodes 696 amino acids. The transcript is spliced from 3 exons. Gene Ontology annotation, biological process: protein processing. Lineage: Eukaryota; Metazoa; Arthropoda; Arachnida; Ixodida; Ixodidae. Gene Ontology annotation, molecular function: metalloendopeptidase activity. The record is from RefSeq and is a predicted model, not a curated record. Gene Ontology annotation, cellular component: plasma membrane.